Molecule: messenger RNA, 552 nt
Organism: Adineta ricciae
Lineage: Eukaryota; Metazoa; Rotifera; Eurotatoria; Adinetida; Adinetidae
Source: the annotation of a GenBank genome assembly
AUGCAUUCAAUUAAUGAAUUUAGUUCGAAAUUAUUCUCAAAUAUUGAGACAAUUGAAAAAGGUAUUGGUUAUGAUUUAACAGUUAUUCUUGGUUUAAUGUUAUGUGUUACAUUUGGAAUUAUCAUUUCUUUUAUUAUUAAUUGGAAAUUAUCGUUGAUUCUCUCUGUAUUUGUUCCAUUACUUCUUACCAGUUCAAAUGUAUUCGCAAAAAUUAUUUCAAAUGAAACAAUCAAUGAAUUGAGAGCAUAUGACAAAGAAUUGAAUUCAACUCGAUGGAAUACAAUUCGAAAAGGUGCGGCAUUUGGAAUCUUUUCUGGAUGGUUAUCUUUAGGAUCUUAUGCAAUUUAUACUGUUGGAUUUAUCUUUGGAUCGAUUUUAAUGAUUCAGAAAAAUGAAGAAGAAUUAAAUUUUAUAAAAAUUCUUAUUAUUAUCACGAUGUUUGCACAAUGUGCAAGAUAUUUUAAUUUGAUUGGUCCCCUUUUUCAAUCAUGUUCUGAAGCUCAAGGAGCGGCGAUUUCAGUUAUUCGAUUUAUUGAUGAAAAUAACAAUUAA